Molecule: messenger RNA, 1360 nt
Organism: Styela clava
Lineage: Eukaryota; Metazoa; Chordata; Ascidiacea; Stolidobranchia; Styelidae
Source: RefSeq, a predicted model, not a curated record
CUCGGAAUCAAGACUCAUCUUUUUUAAAAUGACAAGAUGGACAAAAAGAUGAUUUUGCAUAUAUUAGUUGUAUUAGUUAUAACUGGUACCGAACCAUCCGACGGAGAGAAUUUUUUUAUAAAACGAAAAAUCGUACGUAAUAUUGAAUCAUAUUCUCGUUGUCAACAUUCACGGAAAAAGGAUUUGACAAAAGUGUUUCAGUGGAAUAUUCAUUUGAAUCCGGAAAAAUCUGAUUUUUUCAUGAUGAUUGCGAGAUUAGUUAAAGUAAUAUUUCUAUUAUUUUGCUUGCUAUCUACCAUCGUGUUGAUCUCAGCCUAUGGGCCCCGCGAGUCAAGAGUGGACUCAACGUCUCCACCGAACUCAUCGUGGGGACGAAGAAAAAGAUCAAUUAUAUUAGAUGAAGAUCCGUUCUUCGAUUUUGAAUAGUGACUGAAAUCGCUGUUCACUCCCGGAAAAUAUACAACGUUCUUGCUACAUGAAAAAUAUGACAAUACGAUAUUUAAUUUUAUGACAACGAUUAUUUUAUCUGAUAUAAACAAAUUUACACUAUUUAUAACAUCCAGAAACCCCACAAGAACUUUCUGACAGUUGUGACAACUUUUUUGACGAACUAAAAAUGUUAGCUCAUAAUGCUUAUAUAGUGUAUUUAAGAUCUACAAAUAUUUGCCGUUUCGUUUUUGUAUAUUAUUUCUACAUUUGUGCGAAAUAGUUUUGCAUUUAUAAAUUAAACCUAUAUCUCGACGCACAAUUUGUUUUCUUUGUGGGUAUGAUAUUUGUGCUCAUGAGAGUGCUGUUCUCGCAUGAUGCGUAGAUCAGUGUCGGUAAUGUGUAUUGAUGCUUUGCAAUCCAUGUUAAAUUUUGACUGAUUUUGUUAUCGUUUGUCCGUUGCGAGUCUUUAUAUAAUAAAUACACUCUGACAACAAUGAAUUAAUUUGUCACAUACAGCGCCACCAUCCUAGAGUGGGCAAAAUAUUAUUCAUUUUCCUUGUACUAAUGUAAAUUUUCUGAGUCUGUGUUUAUCCUGGAAAUUUGAACAUCAAUUUAGUUUUACAUAGAUUUAGUUCAAGUAAAUUAUGUUUAGAUUGUUUUAUGCUCAUGUACUCAAAUAUAGAAUCUUUCUGUUUUAAAUAUUUGCCUUGGCGUAUUUAUCUCUUAAUCAUCGUGUAAUUGAUGACGUUAAAUGUUUAUUUUUAGUUUAAAAAGGAAAAUAGUCAGUCAGUAGUUUAUUUUUCACCAAAAUGAAAAUGCACUCACAGUGAACAUAAAAAAAGUUGAAAAUGACAUUUCAUGGUGAAAGGUGACGCGAAAAACCAAAGUUGGUUAUUGAUCAGCGAUACCUGUGAUAGAAGUCUAACUUUGA